CUUUCCUUUGAAGUUGAAAGACAAGCGGAAGCUCCACCUCUUUCCGCACAGGUCCGUCCAGAUGUCACCGCUUUCUUAAGAAAAAAGGAACAGACCUCUCAAGAACAAAUUCCUCCCAAAUUCCUCCAUUUUCCUCACAGAAAGGGUAAAGUUGAUUCGGUGGGAGGUAAAACAGAGUCCGCACCUCGCUGCACUCGAAAACAAACUUAGACCAGGGAUCUAUUUAGCGAGGUGAAGGCGGAGCAACAAAAAUCACACAGGGCUCAACUGCAGUUGCGCACAUCGUAUUUCCGUCCCCCUCAGUCUUCCCCUCCCCCAGACUCGGCAGUACAAGCUGUCAUGGCGGCCUGGCUGUUAAGUUUGUACGCUCGCCGCCUUUCAGCAGCUGUGGCGUUACGAGGGCUCCCGGCUGCCCGCGUUCGCUGGGAAUCCUCCAGGGCUGUAAUCGCCCCAUCCGCUGUGGAAAGAAAGCGGCAACAAGAACCGACCAUGGUCUGGCAGGAGGACCCAGAACCCGAGGACGAAAACGUCUAUGCGAAGAACCCAGAUUUUCAUGGUUAUGACAACGACCCUGUGGUGGACGUCUGGAAUAUGCGGGCUGUCUUCUUCUUUGGUUUUUCCAUCGUCCUGGUCUUUGGUACCACUUUUGUGGCUUAUUUGCCUGACUACAGGAUGCAGGAGUGGUCCCGCCGGGAAGCUGAGAGACUUGUGAAAUAUCGAGAAGCCAAUGGUCUCCCCCUCAUGGAUUCCAACUGUUUUGAUCCCAGCAAGAUCCAGUUACCAGAAGAUGACUGAUGAAUUAUUGAGAAGGCUUAAGAAGCACUACUUUGCCCCCUGUCUGUUAUUCUCCUGGUUCCUCAGAACACUGUAUUAAAGGAAUUACAUGUA
Messenger RNA from Psammomys obesus (fat sand rat), 888 nucleotides. RefSeq names its product NADH:ubiquinone oxidoreductase subunit B11 (gene Ndufb11). NCBI's taxonomy places the organism in Eukaryota, Metazoa, Chordata, Mammalia, Rodentia, Muridae. The record is from RefSeq and is a predicted model, not a curated record. The transcript is spliced from 3 exons. Bases 340 to 795 code for a protein of 151 amino acids.